AUGGUAAAACUCACUGACCAUGCCGGCGAAACGUCUGGGAAUGUACCGCGUCCACGGUCCGACUUUGGAAACAAAUAUGCAUACAAUGGACUCAGGACAAGCACAUACGUGUUCAUGGCAGUGUGGCGUGGUGGUUGUCAUCUCAAGACUAUAUGCUGCACUUCUCGAGUUCGAUUCCCGCUGGAUGAGUACCUUUUGAGGAGGAAGGUUAUGUGA
Messenger RNA from Protopolystoma xenopodis, 216 nucleotides. The record is from the annotation of a GenBank genome assembly. NCBI's taxonomy places the organism in Eukaryota, Metazoa, Platyhelminthes, Monogenea, Polystomatidea, Polystomatidae.